Molecule: messenger RNA, 1384 nt
Organism: Malaya genurostris
Lineage: Eukaryota; Metazoa; Arthropoda; Insecta; Diptera; Culicidae
Exons: 3
Coding region: 46-1161 (371 amino acids)
Source: RefSeq, a predicted model, not a curated record
UACCAGCAUAAUGUAAACACUUGCCAGCUGCUGGUUGUUGCCAGCAUGAAAAAUUUUGAUCUUUCUAAAUUCAAUGCUGGCAAAUCAUACUGGCAAGAAAAAACAAUAUGGCCGAAAGUGAAAAUUGUGCUGCAGAUCGCGAAAAAGGUAAACAAGAUGUCAAGUGAAAUUCAAAACGGAACAAAAGAUAUUGUUCGGAAGAAAACUCGAAAAAGUAUUGACGACUUCGGACAGUUAAUAGAAUUAUAUCGAUCGCACGAAUGUUUAUGGGAUUUCCGAAAUCCGUUGUAUAAAAACAAAAUUGAACACCAAAGAGCAUACAAAGAUAUUAUGCUAGAAAUAAACUUUGAUUCCGCUGAAGAAGUCACCAAAAAAAUUAAAUCAAUGCGUGACACGUAUACGUCUGAGAAAAUAGAAAAUCUGGUGCCGGAAUUGACGAUGAGUCGAGUGCUGUUGAUGACGAAAGUGCAUGCAAUUGAGCUUAAACUUAAUUUUCAUUUUACAUAUUUGCAGUUCCUUGAAAAUAAAAUAUCUAACGAGUGUUCAUAUGAAAGAGCUCUAUCAUCCGAGGAUGCACAGGAUAAAUUGACAUUCGAGCCGGCACGAGUUCCAAAAAAAAUGAGAACACAUCAAGAAAAUGUACCGAAUCAUAUUCAGUCGGCCAUAAUAAAGCUGGAAGAAAUAAGAAAAGCGUCAACUGUGUCAGACGAAUUUCAUCAUUUUGGGCAAACUAUUGCAUUUCAGUUAAGAAACAUGCCUAAGCUAAACGCAUACGUUUUGCAAGAUCGAAUACAAAGGAUUGUUAGCGAAGAAAGGAUUAAGUACGAACGUGAAAGAGCUAAUUGUGAAAGCUCGCUGCUAUCACAAUCUAUCAGUUGUAACCCACCCAAUCUCGAUCCGUUCACGAAUAUGAAAGAGCAAACUUCGGGUUUAAUUCGCACUGAAGUGUUACAGGUAGAGAACACUUCCGAGGAAAUACAUGACGAUGAUUCAUCAUUUUCUGUCACUAAUGAAAAGGAUGCCAGCUUUAUAACAGACUUAGUGUCUUGGACGGAUCCAUUUGUGCAGAAGAACAAAUUGACCACGGAAGAUCGGGUACUUCUGUUAAUGAAGCAAAACGGUCGAACACAGAAGGAUUUAAUGAUACACUUUCACAGGUGAUGUAUCUCACUUUCCAGGGAAACUGAAGUGGAAUAACAUAUUUGGUUUACGAAGCAGAAUGCUCUUGGUCGAAUAUAAACGGUUGUUCUAAAUUAAUGCUUCCGAAAAAAGAUGUAUGUUAGAGUAAAAAUCCAUUUAAACAUACGAGUAAAUUCAACCGCUUGACAUGUCGGUUUAUUUCCAUAAAACUAGACUUCAUGUUUCCUUCUGCACAAAAAAUGUU